Messenger RNA from Paramecium tetraurelia, 1479 nucleotides. RefSeq lists its product as uncharacterized. NCBI's taxonomy places the organism in Eukaryota, Ciliophora, Oligohymenophorea, Peniculida, Parameciidae. Gene Ontology annotation, molecular function: double-stranded DNA binding. The record is from RefSeq and is a predicted model, not a curated record. The transcript is spliced from 3 exons. Gene Ontology annotation, cellular component: nucleus. Gene Ontology annotation, biological process: reciprocal meiotic recombination.
AUGAAUUAAUUCUCAGAAACCUUUAGAAGAUUUGAUAUUUUUGGAUAAGAAAUAAGACUCUUGGCCACUGGACAAUCAGCUUAUCGAACCAAUAUUGGGGCUUUUAUGACCAUGGCACUCUUUGCAAUCCUGGCCUAUUCUUGUAAUUCCUUUAUUUUGGAAAUGAAUAAAGGGAAAAAUGCAAUUCUUAAUUCAAAAGAAGCUGUAAUUUCAAGCGACGAAGGCUAUACGUUUAAUUCUUCUGAAUAUAUUUUCGCUGUUGGUCUAUUGGACAACUUGGGAUAACCCAUUCCAAAUGAGAAUAAUCGAGUGUUCACGAUCAGUUUUUAUUACUGUAAUAAGUCACUAAAUGAAACUACAUGUGCGUCCAUCCCUGGAAGAAUAUGUGGUAGCAGAAUUCAGGAUAUCUCAUUACAUUUAAACAUCCCAAAAGAAUAUGAGGAAAUUACGUAUUGUAUGGAUGAAGAAUACAUCAAGCAAAACCCAGAAAUCAGAAUCCAAGGUUCUACUAGAUAAGACAACUUCACACUAUUGGGGGCAUUAGUUUAACGUUGUUAGAAUGGUACAGAAUAUAAUCGUACAUAUUUAUUCAUUAAGUUAGAUUGUGCCUCAAAUGAUGACAUCGAUUCAUAUAUCAAAAAUGCCAAUCUUUACUACUCUUACUCUUUUCAUUAGUUCAAUAAGGAAUUGGAUAAUUCUCCUUACGAGAAAGCAUAAAGCAUAGACAUUACGCCCAUGUAUUAUAAAGUUCGAAAAUACAUAAAAAUCUAUUUUUAAUACUCAUAAAGUUAACUAGAGUAUAAUCCCUUCUAUUUCUUUCCUUCCUUUGUCUAACACGAUGGCUUUGAAUAUUAAAAUUCUGCAGUCGACUCUGCUUUAAAUUUUGAAGACGACACGAGUUUUGCUCAAAUAGAAAUUAAUUUAGAUGCUAAAAAACGGAUUCAUUUUAUCACCUAUUAAACUUUGAUGGAUGUGGCUGCCAAAAUAGGUGGCUUUUUCACGAUCAUUAGAAUAAUGUUCGAUUUUGCACUAUUUCCAAUCUAAACCAUUCUUUAUCGACUCUAUUUGAUGAAUUGUUUAACUCAUCAACAACACAACUAUAAUAACAAUAAUACUGAUAUGCCUAAAAGUACUUCAUCUGAGUCCCUAACAUUUUUUAAACUUAUCAAAUCAGGCAAUGCAAGAUAGCUAUAUCAAAAUCAAUCGCUUAUGAUUGAUAAAUUUUUGGACAUAACAGAAAUACUUAUUAACCCUUUAAGGUUUAAUCGGUAGGUCGAAGAUUUGUAUGGUUCGCUUAAGAGAUUUGAUAUUGUGAGUGCUCGUCAAAACAAUCUCAAUAUAAAUUAAGAGAUUGAUGAGUUGGUGGCUAAUAAUAAUGAGUUUAAUGAUAAUUAAAGCAUCACUCCUAGGACGAUAAAUUUAGAAAUGAAGUUGGGAAGCUUAACAAAUUUUAAAGUUCCUCAACUUCAUGUAAAUUGA